AUGGAUUCGGCCAAGCAGGAGACAGAGAAAGAGGCCGACAAAGAUAUUGAAGGAGCACGAGAGGAACCAGAGGACAAUGUUGAUGGCAAGGAAGCGGAUCAUGACGAAAGCAAAGAGGAGGAUGAUGAAUUUGAGGACAACGAAGAUGAGGAAUCCAAACCUGAACCUGAUGAACCACUGGUCAUAGCAGUGGGCAGAAAAGUGAAGGCAAUGGGCACUAAGAGGAACGUUCGCCGCGGCAACCCCAGCUGCUUUGUUGGCAAGCCGUACAAAUACCUGGUGCAGUACAAGGAUGAGUACAACAGGAUUCCAAAGAAGGGUAAAGGGAGAAACAAGAGGAUUGGGAACUUCUGGCACCUGAUCAUCUCUGGAUUUUGGCAAUGUUUCGAUCCUUCGAUGUUUGAGGAUAUUGCUGGCUCAAAGGAUAAAGAGGGAAUUAUCAAGACAAUAAACAAGAGUAUCAAGAGGUUCUCACGAUGGCGCGCGUGGGCUGCUACAGCUGACACGAACAACCCGUGGCAGCCGCUGUUGUCCCAACUCCGGAAACCAACAGGCUCUAAGCCGAGGUGCACUCCCGGCUGGCUGCAGUUUGUGAGCAUGGAGAAGGAGAGGAUCUUCAAAGAAGAACUCACUGAGGAGAAGCGUCAGCAUUACGAGGCCCUAGCUGACAGCAUACUCGCAGACAAGUUGGAGCACUACAAAGCUGCGCAGCUGGGUUCUCCGUCUUCUGACUCUAUCGAGCAGACGAAAGCAUGCAACAGACUGGCGUCUGUACUGUCUCCUGUUCUGAAGAUGGUCUCAGAAUAUACCAGAAUGGAGGUGCUUACCUUAGUUGGAGUUCGAUGGGUUUCUGAGAUCAGCAACUUUGAGGCCAGAGCUGUUAAUUUUGGAGAAAUUCCAGGGGCGUUUCCAAAGAACUUUCUGCAGUGGGACCCCGACGCAUUUAAGAAGGUGUUUUGCGGACAGAUCACACUGUUCGCAAAGGAAGUUCGGAAGGCUAAGCUUCAAAAGGAGGCUGGCGCAGAGGGGUCACAAGCCCCGGUACCUGUAGGGCCCACGUCUUUGCAUCAGACAGCUGCUGCAGGCUCCUCUGCUCAACGUUCAGUGCACACGUUCUCCUUGUCCCCUGCUGCGCAAGCUUCUCCCGCUUGUUUCUCUCCAUCGCCUUUGCUAGAUCUGGAAGAAGAAGAAAGACGUGCGAGCAUAGAAGAUGAGCCCGAGCUCACUUUGCCUGAAGGUGCAAACAUCGAUUUGUCUGUGCUCAAACAAUUGGUGUAUGCACUGGAGCCCGGCCCAAGAUGUGCUGAUAUUGAGAGCUUAAAUGGGCUCGCUCUCACGGCUCCCUUCAAAUGGGCUCACGAGGCAACUAUUGCCAGCAAUCGCCAGCUCAUUGCAUCACUUGGCCUGAACAAUGGCCUGUUCAGCCCCCCUUGCGAUGGUGUGAAGCGGCCCAGGCCAAAGUCUAGGCCAAAGCCAAAGCUGAAGCUGACUGCGACAACCCAGCCUUGCAGGUCAUCCACCAGGUUCAGCAAGAAUGCUGCUGAAGCCUCAAACGCAGAAACGUCAGGAGAGCAUUUGGCAGACCAGUCAUCGCCUGACCCUCUUCAGAACCGCAGCACCACUCCUAGAAGCAGCUUAGUAGAGCCCUCCUCUGCACAUAAUGACAAUGACGAGCCAAAUGAGGUGUUAUGCCUGGGGCCAGACCAUGAGCACCGUGUAUCUGAGAACCUACAAGCUGUCACAGAUUGCAUGCGGGCAUGGGUUCAGCUUGAAUCACUGUUCAGCUUUCAGAAGGCAAAAGUUGGGCUGCCAUGUACUUCUCAACCUCCAGAGAUUCAACAUUGGAUCUGGUAUGCACGCGCUGAUCACAUCGUUCCUACUGACACUGCCCGCUAUGCCGCAAAGUUCUGGCAAUAUCACCUGGUACAAGGUGGCCAAGGCGACUGGUCACCGCUCUUCAAGCACAGCAACAACGGCUUUUUGACCGUGCUGUAUGCCGCGAUAGCGCUGUGUGACUCAUCCGAGUCUAACGACUGGUCUGCUGCCUUGCAAAAUAUUUUGUGGGUUCUGAAGCAAGUAAUUGCUGCAAAGCAGCAACAGGGAAUGAAACGCUCUGCAGAAGGUGGCGGGAACAGCAGAGACACAGCCACGGAGAAUGCCGAUGACACUGGCAAGAGCGCCGAAGAAGGCCGUAAGAGGGCUAGGCACAAGUAA
Molecule: messenger RNA, 2214 nt
Organism: Phanerochaete carnosa HHB-10118-sp
Lineage: Eukaryota; Fungi; Basidiomycota; Agaricomycetes; Polyporales; Phanerochaetaceae
Exons: 9
Coding region: 1-2214 (737 amino acids)
Source: RefSeq, a predicted model, not a curated record